Messenger RNA from Dicentrarchus labrax (European seabass), 3223 nucleotides. RefSeq names its product leucine rich repeat containing 75Ba (gene lrrc75ba). Lineage: Eukaryota; Metazoa; Chordata; Actinopteri; Moronidae. The transcript is spliced from 4 exons. Bases 1 to 1128 code for a protein of 375 amino acids. The record is from RefSeq and is a predicted model, not a curated record.
AUGGGGUCCAGACUGAGCAGGCAGAGCAGCCUGGACAAUGAGAAUUUCUCCAAGAAGCGACGCAGGCUGUUGGACGGUACCGGGGAGGGCGACAGGGGCGGCCGGGGCGGGGGGGGGGACUUUCUGUUCGCGCUGAUGCUGAAAUCAGACAAGCUGCCGGGGAUGCUGCGCAGGACCAACCACAGCCCGUACAUGAGGAGGGUGGCGUGGAUCAAAGACAUCCAGAAGCUGCUGAGAGACCGCAGGAUGGAGCAGGCGGCCGACGUGCUCAAAUUACUGAGGAAGGAUCUCGGCUUGGAAGGCACCUCGCUCAACGACAUCUUAUACAAAAACGCUGCCUUCCUCAACCUGGUGGACCCGAUCUCACACGAGCUGCUGCUCAGCCUGGCUCGAGAGAUGCAGUGUCCCAAGAAGGACGCAGACACCAUAAAGUCGUCUGAUAAGAUCUGCCGACAGCUGAUCUACCACCUGACCCCGCACUCGAAGUGGCUGAGGCAGAGCAUGUCCAGACGGAAAUCCCAGGCCUGCCUCAAGACAACCUUGCAGAAGAAGCUCUCCAGCGACUCUGUCGACCUGUCCGGCAUCCCUCUGUCUGCCCGCGACGUCCGCCAAGUCGCCUUCUACCUCCAGAAUAACAGAGACAGCGUGGUGGCCGUGGACAUCAGCUUCACGGAGCUCCAGGAUGAGAACCUGCGGAUCCUCCUGCCUCUCCUCGCCUCGCUGCCCAAGCUCAGCACCCUGGCUCUCAACGGCAACCGCCUCACGCUGUCUAUCCUCAAAGACCUCACCGAGAUGCUCAAAGACCCCAAGAUGUUCUCCAGCCUGGCCUGGAUUGACCUGGGCAACAACGUGGAUAUUUUCACCAUGCCGCAGCCGCUGCUGGUCGCGCUGCGCCGCCGCUGCUCCCUGAAGAGCAGCUUACCGACUAUCUACGAGUACACUGAGGGCCAGCCCUACUGCUACCACCUGGAGACCUCCAUCGAGGAGCCCAGCCACUACGAGGAGGAGGAAGAGGACGAGGACGAAGAGGACGAGGAUGACAUGGGUAACAAAUUUGAGCUGGAGCCGUGGACGCUGGGGGAGAAGCAGCUCUCCAAAGACUUCACCCUGCACUACUGCGAGAGGUGAUGGAGGCGUUUCCUCUCUCACGCUUUCUUUCAACUGUGGUUGAAAAUGUCGUCCCACGGCACUCUGUUACUUCCUUCGCCCUUUCACACCACGAGCCCAGUCACCCUUCGAAGGGGAACGAAAACUUGUCGUCCCCCCCGGAACACAGCUACCAAGCUAACCCUAAACCAUCUCUGAGUUAACCCACACAAGAUGACAGCGAAGCGACUUACUGUGUUGGUGGAUGGCGCUCUUGGGAACGAGGUGCGGUUUCAUUGGAGGGGGGCUGGAAGAGUUAAUGAACCGAUGCGCUCUCUCUCUCUCUCUCUCUCUCUCUCUCUCUGAUGGCGGCAGCUGAAGAGGCCAAAUCCCAAGGAGAUUCAGAUCAGUUGGUCGGAUGGAAGAGCAGCAUCCCGGCGGUAGCUGAGGUUUUUUGGAAACAGAGGGGGUCCUCCUCUGGGUUCUCUACCGGGACUCUCUCUGGCAGGCAGGGCCUAGCUCCACAUUGUGUGUUCUCUGUUAAUCUCUCAACAAAAGCUAUGACACAAGUUCAACAGACUAUACAGCCGACGACCCGUCACGUGACGCCGGCAAAACUGCUAGGUCAAGACUUUUUGCGUGUUCCCCCCCUUUCCAAAAUGUCCACUUGUGAAUGCCCACGCAGCCCUUGUUGUAGAUGUAAAUGAGGACACAAAACAUGGCUCUGUUGUGGCUAUUUUUGUGCACUUUUUGGUGAACAAAAGCAAUCUUAGAAGACAACAGGUAGGACUCAACAAUGGGUAGCUGUCACUGAUUGUUUUUUGUACCUGUACUAAAUGCUGGUCUUUGUAAUUAUUGAGCCGUUGUAGUGUUUCAGUGUAUUUAUGACACUACAACUGAGUCUGAGCAGCGUCCAAACUGCCCGUCCUAACUGCCGUUUCUGUUGUCCUUUUUUCCGUUUUAUCGAUGGCCCCUGUGUUUGUUAUGAGACACAGCUGUGACUGUUAUCUAUUGGUUAUAGUCCGUCUAACAGUAGCACAUAAUGAUUAAGCUGACCGAAACACUGCAGUGCACUUUAGAGGGACCAUUUUUUAAAAACAUGUUUCAGUUCCUCCAUAGCGUAAGCUCCGUGUGCGUUCUUUAUUACUGGAGAUAUUUACGGUACAAUGACGACCAAAUGCCUCGUGAUCAUUAACAACAUCUAGAGCUGCAACGAUUAGUCUGUUAUUCGAUUUAAUUGUCAACUGUUCAAUUAAUUGCUGAUUGUUUUGAGUCAUUUGUUUUCAGAAAAAAUGCACAAUUUCUCUUGAUUCUCAAAUGUGGAUAUUUUCUGCUUUAUUUCAGUCAUCUUUGAGAGUAUGGAAGCCCUUUACUGCCAAUGUGACGGUAGGAAAAUAACGACUUAGUAUCUUAAAAUAAUGAGACACCUUCAAAAUAUUGACUUAAUAUAUAAAAAUGACUUAGUAUGUCAAAUACUGACUUAAUAUCUCAAAACAAUGAAUUAAUAUCUCAAAAUAUGGACUUAAUAUCUCAAAAUAAUGACUUAAUUUCUCAGAAUAUUGACUUAAUAUCUCAAAUAAUGACUUACAGAAUCUUAUUUACAUCACAUUGGUGGUAAUGGGCUUUUAUACGUCUUCGUGGAACAAAACAAGAUAUGUGAUGACGUCUUUCACUGUUUUCUGGACCAAACAACUAAUCCAUGAAUUGAGAAAAUGAUCAGCAGAUUAAUCAAUGACGACGGUAAUCGUUAGCUGCAGCAUCACCUGAUAUAUAAUAAAUGUUUAAGUGUGUGUUCUGUGUGUUUGUAACAGUAAAACGUCUGAUUGCUGCUGUAAUUAUUUGUGUUAUUGUUUUGGUGUUUUGUCUUCUGUCCAACUCUGUAAUUAUAAUAAUGACUCUAUGACACUGAGCUCAGUGACCUCCUGCUGUGAACAAAAUGGGACGUGGCCAAUGGGAUUACACAAUAAAACAGGAAGUAGUCCAGUAAAUGUAAAUCACACUGUAGCAACUGUUUUAAUCUAAGCGACGGAGAACACUGUCCACCUGGUUUAUGUUUCGUGUGUCAACGUCUUUCCUCGUAGCCUGUGUGUACUCGUCUCAUGCCAAACACUGACUGCCAAUAAAAGAACCAAACUGA